Molecule: messenger RNA, 1547 nt
Organism: Coffea eugenioides
Lineage: Eukaryota; Viridiplantae; Streptophyta; Magnoliopsida; Gentianales; Rubiaceae
Product: zinc-finger homeodomain protein 1-like
Exons: 1
Coding region: 411-1220 (269 amino acids)
Biological process (GO): regulation of DNA-templated transcription; regulation of developmental process
Cellular component (GO): nucleus
Molecular function (GO): DNA-binding transcription factor activity; transcription cis-regulatory region binding
Source: RefSeq, a predicted model, not a curated record
UUUAUUUUAGCAGGCGGGUAAUUGAUGUCCACACCCUCCUCUUCCUCUUAUCUUCUUCUCUGAUCAUCAUCCUCAUCACUAAUCAUUUCCCCAUAUCUCCCCAUUCCUUCUUAUAUAUUCAACUAUAUGUAUUGUAUUUCAUCAGUUUGUUUACAUAAUCUUCAGUAAGUUAAACUUUCCCUACCUGAUGGAUCUAGAGCUCAUCAAGCUCUAAUCAAAAUCAUGGAUUAGAUCUUUGUUUUGAUUCUUUUUUUUUUUUAAACAAAGCAAUCAACUUGUUGAAGUCCCCAGUUGUUCAGUAAUCCUACCAUAGGAGUAUCUGAAGAGGGCUUUUCUACACUGUACCAGUCAAAACCCAAAAAAAAAGGGGGAAAGAAAGGAAAAGAAAAGAAGACAGAAGUGGCCAAGAAAUGGAGUUUGACGAGCAUGAAGAGCAAGAAGAAGAAAUUGGGAUGCAUCAGAUGCAAGCUGGGAAUUAUCAAACACUCGGGAACUCAGCUGGAAGAGGAGGAGGAGGAGGAGAAGGGGUGUCAGCUGCAACGACGGCAAGAAAAAGCGGUGGUGGUGUUGGCUCUAUGGCUACUACUUCUACUACAACUUCAUACAGGUUCAGAGAAUGCUUGAAGAAUCAUGCUGUGGCCAUAGGUGGGCAUGCCGUGGACGGGUGUGGGGAGUUCAUGGCAGCUGGAGAAGAAGGAACCCUUGAAUCCCUCAAAUGUGCGGCCUGCAAUUGCCACCGCAACUUCCACAGGAAAGAAACCGAAGGCGAAGGUUUCCACCAGCCCCACCCCACACCCCACCAUCCUCAUCAUCAUCAUCCCCACCAUGCCCAUCACCAGUUUUCACCAGCUUACCCUUUCCGCUCCCCCCAUCCUUCCGGCUACCUCCACGUCACUCCGCCUUCUCAUCAUCACCACCAGAGGCCCUUGCCGCUUCCCUCGACUUCGAGGGAAGACGAAGACGUGUCGAAUCCUAGUAGUAGCGGAGGAGGAGGUGGAGGGGGCAGUGGAGGAGCCGGGGGAUCGAAGAAGAGAUUUAGGACCAGGUUCACUCAGGACCAGAAGGAGAAGAUGUUGGCCUUUGCCGAAAGGCUUGGGUGGCGCAUUCAGAAGCAAGACGAGGCUUUAGUGCAGCAGUUUUGUGCAGAUACUAAUGUGAAGCGCCACGUGCUCAAGGUUUGGAUGCACAACAAUAAACACACCCUUGGUAAAAAACCCUAAUCCCAUUAUUUUCUUUGCUAGCUUUUCCCUUUUUUUUUUUUAAUAUUCCAAAGUGGGGUGUGCAGAAAAUGCAACGUUUUGUGUGCAUUAAUGUGACAUGGGAUGAUGGGGAAGGAAGAGGAGGAGCAGGAGGUAGAUCAGUGAAAGAAAGAAUAUGUUGUUGGUGAUUGGUGUAACAGAUUAACAAAAUCUGAUUGAGGGUUGAUGAGAGGUUUAGAGAUUUUAGUUAGGUUAAGUUCUUGACCUUUUUUCUAAUUAGUACCCCUUGCUUAAUUGGCUUUCUCUCAAUUUUACUUCUCAUCAUCCACAUUUCAAUUUUGCUUUGUA